GGUUAAGUUAGGUUUGACAGAUGAUGUAAAUAAAAGUAAUAAAAUUGUUCCUAAUAAAAUAUUUGUCAUAACUAUUGUUGUUAUAAGAUAAACAAAAAAUGUUUGAAACAAAUGAAAUAGAGGGAUUAUUUCCUGAAGAUGAAUAUGAAAAUCAUCUAUCUAGCGUCAAUAAAUCUACGUUACAACAACUUCAACUUUCUUUACCCAGUGCCUCUAAUAUAACAACAAAUGUCCUGCUGAACGAUGUUUGGAAAACGAAUCAAGAGUUGAUGACUGCUGAUGCUUUCAAUCAUAUUCUUAGCUCUGCCAAUAAUCUUCUGCAAAAUGCUGAUACGAGUCAAAUGAAAACAUGGAAAAGUAGUUUAAGCAAUUUUGAUCUACAAUCUCUUGUUGAAUGGAGAAUGCCAAAUUGCGAACAAUGCAACUCCAAUUCGAAAGGAGACAUAAACCUUUUUCUGAAGAACAAAUGUAUGUGUAACCUAGGUUUAGUGGAAACUACAGAUAAACCUUCAAAACAAACACACAACACUGACACAAAAAGUAAUUCCUAUUUCGUUAAGAACUUGAAUGUAGACAGUUCGAGUCAGGAGUCAAGGUCUGGGGAUGAACAGAAACAGGUAUUUAAGCCAAGGUUUGGGAGAGUGAAACCUUGUAAAACUGUUGGUCAGCCACAGCCGACAAUGUCCAGUACUCCUAUAGCUGAGGAAGUGGACUUUGAUAAAGAAGAAGAGGAGAACAAAGCACACAAGAGUAAUGUCGCUAAGAUUAUGUUCAAGACUGCUAAAGAAACUCUGCUAGCCUCUAACCCUGCAGCCAAGAGGACAUUGGGAACUUCCAGGAAAGCUCAGGCUAAAUUUGUGUCACCGAUGAUUGGAGCUCAGGAUAAGCAGGAGACUGUGGAGCCUGAAGUGACAGACGAGCGCCUCAAACAUAUUGAUCCUAAAAUGAUUGAGCUAAUUGAAAGUGAAAUUAUUGAUAAAGGAACUCCAAUAGGUUGGGAUGACAUAGCUGGACUACACCUAGCUAAGUCAGUAAUACAGGAAGCAGUGGUGUGGCCUCUGCUUCGCCCUGAUAUUUUUACGGGGUUGAGACGCCCACCUAAAGGAAUCCUCUUAUUUGGACCACCUGGCACUGGGAAGACUUUAAUUGGUAAAUGUGUAGCAGCACAAUGUAACGCAACAUUCUUCAGCAUCUCGGCGUCAUCGCUGACUUCCAAGUGGAUCGGUGAUGGAGAGAAGAUGGUGCGCGCACUCUUCGCCGUCGCCAGGUGUCACCAACCUGCUGUAAUAUUUAUAGACGAGAUAGACUCUCUGCUGACGCAGCGCAGCGACACGGAACAUGAAGCCACCAGGAGGAUCAAAACUGAGUUCUUAGUUCAGUUUGAUGGUGCAGCUACUGGUGAAGAGGAUCGUCUACUGAUAGUGGGAGCCACUAACCGCCCGCAGGAAUUAGACGAGGCAGCGCGCAGGCGACUCGUCAAACGACUUUAUAUACCACUACCUGACGCCGACGCUCGCAAGCAGAUAAUAACGAACCUGUUAGCGAACGAAACCAAUGACCUCACAUCACAGCAUGUUUCCGAAAUUGCGAACUUGACGGAAGGUUACUCCGGCGCAGAUAUGAAGUCACUAUGUUCCGAGGCCGCUAUGGGGCCCAUUCGCUCGGUACCACUAUCUCAAAUCGUCAGCAUUGAUAGGAAUAAGGUGCGACCCGUGUGUAUCCAAGACUUUAUAAAUGCUCUACAAAGGGUAAAGCCCAGCGUGUCUCAAGAUGAUCUCGGACAAUAUGUUAAGUGGAAUAAUACUUAUGGCCAAGGAUUUUAAUAAAAAGGAAUUAAAUAUAA
Spodoptera frugiperda (fall armyworm) is the source of this 1843-nucleotide messenger RNA. Its product is annotated as fidgetin-like protein 1. NCBI's taxonomy places the organism in Eukaryota, Metazoa, Arthropoda, Insecta, Lepidoptera, Noctuidae. Bases 99 to 1823 code for a protein of 574 amino acids. Gene Ontology annotation, molecular function: ATP binding; ATP hydrolysis activity; microtubule severing ATPase activity. The record is from RefSeq and is a predicted model, not a curated record. The transcript has 10 exons.